Protobothrops mucrosquamatus (brown spotted pit viper) is the source of this 4362-nucleotide messenger RNA. RefSeq names its product erb-b2 receptor tyrosine kinase 4 (gene ERBB4). The record is from RefSeq and is a predicted model, not a curated record. Gene Ontology annotation, biological process: positive regulation of cell population proliferation; protein phosphorylation; positive regulation of kinase activity. Lineage: Eukaryota; Metazoa; Chordata; Lepidosauria; Squamata; Viperidae. The transcript is spliced from 32 exons. Bases 1 to 4362 code for a protein of 1453 amino acids. Gene Ontology annotation, cellular component: signaling receptor complex; basal plasma membrane. Gene Ontology annotation, molecular function: ATP binding; epidermal growth factor receptor binding; transmembrane receptor protein tyrosine kinase activity.
AUGUCUCAUCAUGUAGCCAUUGAUGGCUAUUGCUCUUUGGAUACCAUGACUAGGCAUGGUGUAGGUUUCCAAAAGCAGAAGAAAAGACGCAGCUUGGGAAAAGAUUUCCAGCAGUAUCCAUGGCAGAGUCCAGCUGUUUCUUUUGGCAGCUUUGGGAGAGGAGCUCAGCAAUUUGGACCAACCAUAAGUAUACUAAAAUGCAAGAAUGAUGAAUCCAAGUGUCUUGUAGCAGUGAUUGUGAACUCUCAGUGCAGCUACUCAAUAGGAUUUCUAGAUAUAGCCAAGCAUGGUGGGGUUUACCCUUCCUUUGCUCCUGUGCAAGUGGAUCCGGAUACACAGCAGGGCCUCAAGGAGAACCAGAUGAUAGCACAGAUGGCAGAUGACAAAUCUGGCAAGGGUUACAGUCUCUCACCCAGAGAUACCCAGAACACAGCUCCAAGAAUUGAAAAAGAAAAUUGCAGUUUUAGUGUGUCAAGGAUAAUUCAACAAAUUUGUGCUGGCACUGAGAACAAACUGAGCUCUCUGUCUGACCUUGAACAACAGUAUCGUACAUUACGAAAAUAUUAUGAGAACUGUGAAGUGGUAAUGGGCAAUCUAGAAAUCACCAGCAUUGAACAUAACAGAGACCUCUCCUUUUUACGGUCUAUCAGAGAAGUGACUGGCUAUGUCUUGGUAGCUCUGAAUCAAUUUGAAUACCUUCCUUUGGAAAAUCUGCGGAUCAUUCGUGGAACAAAACUGUAUGAAGAUCGCUCUGCAUUGGCCAUCUUCCUCAAUUACAAAAAAGACGGGGGUUUUGGACUGAGGCAGCUUGGGCUGAAGAACUUGACUGAAAUCUUAAAUGGAGGAGUAUAUGUUGGCCAGAACAGAUUUCUUUGCUAUGCAGAUACCAUUCAGUGGGAAGAUAUUGUUCGCAACUCUUUGGCUUCCAAUUUCUCUGUGGUUCCAAAAAACAGUAGUACAGACUGUGGACAGUGUCACAAAUCCUGUGAAAAUCGAUGCUGGGGACCUUCAGCAGAUCAGUGCCAAAGUUUAACAAAAGUGGUGUGUGCAGAGCAGUGUGAUGGCCGAUGCUAUGGGCAUUCUGUCAGCGAAUGUUGUCAUCGAGAAUGUGCAGGAGGCUGUUCCGGACCCAAAGACACUGACUGCUUUGCUUGUAUGAAUUUUAAUGACAGUGGCGCCUGUGUCACACAAUGCCCACAGACUUCAGUCUACAAUCCUGCCACAUUUCAGAUGGAAACCAACCGAGAUGGCAAAUAUACUUAUGGUGCUUUUUGUGUCAAAAAGUGUCCACACAACUUUGUGGUUGAUAUAAGCUCGUGUGUACGUGCCUGUCCGAGUCCCAAGAUGGAAGUAGAGGAAAAUGGAAUUAAGACAUGUAAACCAUGCACUGACAUUUGUCCUAAAGCAUGUGAUGGCAUAGGUACAGGAAGUUUGAUGUAUGCUCAAACUGUAGACUCCAGUAACAUUGAUAAAUUUAUCAACUGCACCAAGAUCAAUGGGAACUUGAUCUUCCUUGUCACUGGAAUUCGUGGGGAUCCAUAUCACACAAUUGAAGCAAUUGACCCGCAGAAUUUACAUGUCUUCCAAACAGUGAGAGAGAUAACAGGAUUCCUGAAUAUACAAUCCUGGCCUGAAAAUAUGACAGAUUUUAGUGUGUUUUCAAAUCUGGUAACUAUUGGUGGACGAGCACUAUACAGUGGUCUUUCCUUGCUUAUUCUCAAGCAGCAAGGAAUUAAAUCUCUCCAGUUCCAGUCCCUGAAGCACAUCAGUGCUGGGAAUGUUUACAUAACUGACAACAGUAACUUAUGCUACUAUCAUACCAUCAACUGGACCAGCCUUUUCAGCUCACCUAACCAGAAGACUGUCAUCCACAGAAAUAAGAAGGCUGAGAACUGCACUGCAGAAGGGAUGAUAUGCAGCCAUUUAUGCUCAAAAAAUGGAUGUUGGGGGCCAGGGCCAGAUCAGUGUUUAUCAUGUAAACACUUCAUCAGAGGAAAAACCUGUGUAAAGUCUUGUCACCUUUAUGAAGGGGAAUACAGAGAAUUUGCAAAUGGUUCAGUUUGUGUGGAAUGUGAUCUGCAGUGUGAGAAGAUGGAUGGAAACAGAAUAACUUGUAGGGGGGCUGGACCAGAUCAUUGUACCAAAUGCUUUCAUUUUAAAGAUGGCCCCAACUGUGUUGAAAAAUGUCCUGAUGGUGUACAGGGGACAAACAGCUUCAUAUUCAAGUAUGCGGAUGAGGAUCGUGAAUGUCGUUCUUGUCACCCAAAUUGUACCCAAGGGUGUAGAGGCCCCACUAGGCAUGACUGCAUUUACUAUCCGUGGACACGCCAGUCCACAUUACUCCAGCACGCUAGAACCCCCCUGAUUGCUGCCGGAGUGAUUGGAGGACUCUUCAUUAUCGUCAUUUUGGGCCUUACAUUUGCAGUUUACGUGAGACGUAAGAGCAUUAAAAAAAAGAGGGCUUUACGAAGGUUCCUGGAGACCGAGCUGGUAGAACCUUUGACUCCAAGUGGCACAGCACCCAAUCAGGCACAACUACGCAUUUUGAAGGAAACUGAGCUAAAGCGUGUCAAGAUCCUUGGAUCGGGGGCCUUUGGAACUGUCUAUAAGGGCAUUUGGGUUCCUGAGGGAGAGAGUGUGAAGAUUCCUGUAGCAAUUAAAAUACUGAAUGAGACAACUGGUCCAAAGGCUAAUGUGGAGUUUAUGGAUGAAGCACUUAUAAUGGCAAGUAUGGACCAUCCACAUCUGGUUCGGUUACUAGGGGUCUGUUUGAGCCCCACCAUCCAGCUAGUUACUCAGCUGAUGCCCCACGGUUGCUUAUUAGACUACGUUCAUGAACAUAAAGAUAACAUUGGUUCCCAGGUUUUGCUGAACUGGUGUGUUCAGAUAGCCAAGGGAAUGAUGUACCUGGAAGAGAGGAGACUGGUCCAUCGAGAUUUGGCAGCACGGAAUGUCUUGGUGAAGUCUCCAAAUCAUGUAAAGAUCACAGACUUUGGCCUGGCUAGGCUACUGGAAGGCGAUGAAAAGGAAUAUAGUGCUGAUGGUGGAAAGAUGCCAAUAAAAUGGAUGGCUCUUGAGUGUAUACAUUAUAGAAAAUUCACACACCAAACAGAUGUUUGGAGCUAUGGUGUCACCAUUUGGGAGCUUAUGACCUUUGGUGGAAAGCCUUAUGAUGGGAUUCCAACAAGAGAGAUUCCUGACUUGUUAGAGAAAGGAGAGCGGUUACCACAGCCUCCUAUCUGUACCAUUGAUGUUUACAUGGUAAUGGUGAAAUGUUGGAUGAUUGAUGCUGAUAGUCGGCCCAAGUUCAAGGAGCUGGCUGCUGAAUUUUCUAGAAUGGCUCGGGAUCCUCAAAGAUAUUUGGUCAUUCAAGGGGAUGACCGCAUGAAGCUACCUAGCCCAAAUGACAGCAAAUUUUUCCAGAAUCUGCUGGAUGAGGGAGACCUGGAAGACAUGAUGGAUGCUGAAGAAUAUCUUGUCCCUCAGGCAUUUAAUAUUCCUCCACCCGUCUAUACUUCAAGGACAAGAAUUGACUCCAACAGGAGUGAAAUUGGACACAGCCCUCCUCCUGCCUACACCCCUAUGUCAGGAAAUCAAUUUAUCUACAGAGAUGGAAGUUUGUCUACAGAACCAGGAGUUUCUUUGCCAUACAGAACAGCCAUACCAGGCAUAGCUCCAGAAGCUCCCAUCAGGCAAGGAGCUGCUGAGAUCUGUGAUGACACUUGCUGCAAUGGCACUUUACGGAAACAAGUGGCAAGUCUUUCACAAGAUGACAGUAUCACUCAGCGGUAUAGUGCUGACCCAACGGUUUUUAUCCCAGAGCGAGGGCCAAGAACUGAGCUGGAUGAAGAAGGGUAUAUGACUCCAAUGCCAGAAAAGUGCAAAACAGUCAAUUGUAGAGAAAGGAAAAAGGUUCUAGUGAACUUAGGUCAUCUCCUCUUGGGUAAACAAAGAGCCACCUUCUUACCACUAGAAGUUCGAGACCUGUUGGGCGAUUAUCACAACAGCCAAACUGGGCAGUCCAAAGUCGAGGAUGAAUAUGUGAAUGAGCCCUUGUACCUCAACACCUUUGCAAACACAUUUGAAAAUGCAGAGUACCUGAAGAAAAAUGGGCUUCCAUUGCCAGAAAAGCCCAAAAAGGCAUUUGACAACCCAGGUUAUUGGAAUCACAGCCUGCCUCCACGAAGUACCCUACAGCAUCCGGACUACCUGCAGGAAUACAGCACAAAAUAUUUUUACAAACAAAAUGGAAGGAUCCGGCCCACUGUGGCCGAGAAUCCCGAAUACCUCUCAGAGUUCUCCUUGAAGCCUGGCAUGAUGCUUCCCCCUCCACCCUACAGACACCGAAACACCGUAGUGUAA